Ylistrum balloti is the source of this 2746-nucleotide messenger RNA. Its product is annotated as glutathione S-transferase P-like. The coding region runs from base 106 to 714 and encodes 202 amino acids. Gene Ontology annotation, biological process: glutathione metabolic process. Gene Ontology annotation, cellular component: cytosol. The transcript is spliced from 8 exons. The record is from RefSeq and is a predicted model, not a curated record. Lineage: Eukaryota; Metazoa; Mollusca; Bivalvia; Pectinida; Pectinidae. Gene Ontology annotation, molecular function: glutathione transferase activity.
UACACGCAUACAUCAGCAACUGAGAGGACAGUAGUCAUCGUUCUGUCGUGUAUAGCUGUAUUCUGUCUCACAUCGACUUAAUCUUCCUUCUGAUCCAGUCAUAAGAUGGAGUUGAUAUACUUUCCAUUGAAAGGCCGAGGUGAGGUGAUCAGACUGCUUAUGAUCGAAAAUGAUGUCAGCUACACUGAAACAAAUUGUGGAAAUAAUUGGAUGACUGAAUGGAAGCCAAAAAUGGCCUUUGGACAAGCACCUUGCCUGAAAGAUGGCAGUUUGACACUUGUUCAAUCAAACGCAAUCAUCAGACACCUUGCCAGAAAAUUUAAUUUGUAUGGAGCUAAUGAGGCGGAGGCUUGUCAGGCAGAUAUUGUAAGUGACAGCGUAGAGGACCUCCGCGGUGCUUAUGUGAAUCUUAUCUACAAGAAUUAUGAGGCUGGUAAGGAGGAUUAUAUUAAGGCACUUCCUGAAAAACUACGUCUUUUUGAGAAUUUCAUCAAAGACAAGUCACCCUACAUCCUUGGAGAAAACAUAUGUUUUGCGGAUUACUGCCUUUUUGAUCUCCUGGACAUUCAUUUGGUUCUGGCACCAUCAUGUCUCGAUAGUUUUCCAGCUCUGAAGGCAUUGUAUGCUGCCGUAGGGUCACGUCCCAAGGUCAAAGCUCACAGGGAAUCAGACGCAUUCAAAGCAAUGCCAAUUAAUGGCAAUGGCAAACAGUAGACAUUCCCUGCUUAACAACGAAAAAGGAGUCAUAGACUCAGCUGCCAACAAUGGUUGUAGUUUUAGCUGCCAACAAUGGUUGUAGUUUUGGCUGUCAACAAUGGUUGUAGUUUUAGCUGUCAACAAUGGUUGUAGUUUUAGCUGCCAACAAUGGUUGUAAUUUAGCUGUCAACAAUGGUUGUAGUUUUAGCUGCCAACAAUGGUUGUAGUUUUAGCUGCAAACAAUGGUUGUAGUUUUAGCUGCCAACAAUGGUUGUAAUUUUAGCUGCCAAUAGUGAUUGUAGUUUUAGCUGCCAACAAUGGUUGUAGUUUUAGCUGCCAAUAAUGGUUGUAGUUUUAGCUGCCAACAAUGGUUGUAGUUUUAGCUGCCAACAAUGGUUGUAGUUUUAGCUGCCAAUAGUGGUUGUAGUUUUAGCUGCCAACAAAGGUUGUAGUUUUAGCUGCCAACAAUGGUUGUAGUUUUAGCUGCCAAUAAUGGUUGUAGUUUUAGCUGCCAACAGUGGUUGUAGUUUUAGCUGCCAACAAUGGUUGUAGUUUUAGCUGCAAACAAUGGUUGAAGUUUUAGCUGCCAACAAUGGUUGUAGUUUUGUUCAAAGUUGUAUAAUCAGAUUAAUACAUAUGUACUGCCUGUAUGUCCUAAUAAAGUGUUUCCUUGGUAUAUAUAACUAAUGGUAGAUAAUAUUUUUUCAAUCAGAAAUUUUUGUAUACUUUUUCUGGAUGCCAAGCAAGUGCUUUUAAUGUUUUUCAAAACACCACAACUUAAAGGACAUUGGACACGAUUUUUCAUAAUCCUGUAUUUUCUUUUUAUCUGAUGCAAAGGCUCUGCUCAAGAAGGAACAGAGGCUUUUUGAAAGUUAAACUUCACAUUCUGUAAAGCAAUUGACAAUCUUACCUCUAAAAAAGGGCAGAGGUGAUGCAAUUAAGGUAUAACUUUGGAUUGUCGGGUGGCACAGUGGUGAGACACUUGCCUUUACCAGGGGCAGACGGGGUUCAGUUCCCCAGUUGGAUGUGACAAGGUAUUUGGUCACCUCCCAAUCACGUAGAUUUUCCCCAAAAUACUCUGCUGCACCACAAAAAUACUCCACAUGUUUCAUUUCAGGCUAAAAAGUGAUGGCUUGUUUCACUUUUGUUGUAAAAUACAUAAAUAUUUUAGUGCUUAACACUAUUUUAGUGGUUCUCAUAUUUGAGUUUGAUUACCUUGGCACACUAAUUUGCAGUUUGGGUUUGUUUCUAUUAUAACAAUUUUUGUUGAUAUGCACUUUACUAUUUUGCUAUUUUGUCGAAAAGGACAAUGUGGAAAAAUUACUUGUGUCUUAUUAAGUAUGAUUAAACUAUAUAAAUAGUUAUUACUUUUUCAGCAAUGUCAAUGGGUUGUAUUUAGAUAAGUUCUGCAGUCAAACAUAACACUGUAAUAAUCGAGAUACCAAAAUUGAAUAGUGCUUAUUUGGUUGUGCCAGUACCUAGCCAGUACUUUUGUUGAUAAUAUGGUCAAUGUCUUCUUUUUGUCAAUAAUUUGGUCAGUAACUAAGAUGUUCAUUACAAAGUUACUUUUUGUCUUGUUUCUUUUUAUAACCAGACUCCCCAUAGUCCCAUAGACUCUAAACUGACGAUAUUACUGUUUCUUAUAAUACACAUAUUUUUUUACAUACAUUUUCCACCCACAUUGGUACUGGUAAUGAUAUUACAGAAACAUAAUGGUUGUUAUUUCAAUUUCAAAAUUUUGAAUACUUUUGCUUUGGCAAUUUUUUUUAAAAUAAGAGAAUCAAAGUUGAGAGGUUAAAAAAGCAGAGUAAAUGAUCAUUAAUAAUUUUGAUGCUUUUCUGUCAUUAUUAAUGGGUUGUAUUAUGUAACAUAGAUGAAAAUAUCCUAUUGUUGUUAAAAAAAUUAUUCCGGUCAAUUAGAUAUAUGUGUAUAAUACUGAUCAUAGAUCAGUUUGAGAUUUGAUAUUUCAUGAAAUACCUCUUGAUUUGCUUAUGUUGUCUUACCACAAAGCUUCCACUGUUACUAAAAAUAAAAAGAUAUUAAAUUUCAA